AUGUCUACCCCAGCAACCGCCUCUAUUCUCGUGCCAACUCCUGCCCUCUAUCUCUUUCUUUCUUUAUCCUUUCUUUCUUUUUCAUUUCUUUCUUUCUUUAUUCCUUUCUUUCUUUCUUUCUUUCUUUCUUUCUUUCUUUCUUUCUUUUGCUUACAUUUUUCUUUGUUUUGUUUCAGUAUUCCUUUUUCGUUUCCUUUUUCUUUUAUUUGUUUCCUUCGCCUGCGUUUUUUGUUUAAGUAUUUUUAUUUCUCUACUUUUCUUUCUUUUUUCCUUUGUUUAAUUCUUUUUUAUGUUAUUUCCCCCUUUUCUUUCUUUCUUUCUUUCUUUCUUUCUUUCUUUCUUUUUGUUUUCUUAUUUCUUUUGAAUCUUUCUUUCAUUUUUAAUCUUUUUCCUUUUUAUUUAUGUAUUCUUCUUUCUUUCUUUCUCAAUUUUUAUACUCCCAUUGAUUUUGCACUCCUCUCUUUUAUGUAUCUUUCUUUCUUUUCUCAACUCUUUGCUUUUGCAUUCCUCUUUCUUUCUUUUCCUUACAUCUCCUUUCUUUUUUCUUUGAUUUCAACUUGUUUAACUUCUUUCUUUCUUUCCCACGUUUCUCCUCUCUCAUCUAUCAUUUCUACCUUUUCCUUUUCUUCUUUUCUUUUUGCUUUUGUACCUCUUGCCUCUACGUCUCGAUCUUUCUUUCUUUCUUUCUUUCUUUCUUUCUUUCUUUCUUUCUUUCUUUCUUUCUUUCUUACGUCUUAA
Molecule: messenger RNA, 738 nt
Organism: Acanthosepion pharaonis
Lineage: Eukaryota; Metazoa; Mollusca; Cephalopoda; Sepiida; Sepiidae
Source: the annotation of a GenBank genome assembly